Messenger RNA from Lactuca sativa (garden lettuce), 1014 nucleotides. RefSeq lists its product as uncharacterized. The record is from RefSeq and is a predicted model, not a curated record. NCBI's taxonomy places the organism in Eukaryota, Viridiplantae, Streptophyta, Magnoliopsida, Asterales, Asteraceae. Gene Ontology annotation, cellular component: NSL complex.
UACCCUAAAUAUCAAAUUUUGACAGACCGUACAAAUCUGUCCAAAACCUGUUGAUUGAUCUGAAGCUCCUCCAUUUUUCUUUUCCCCAAGGUUUCAUGGUUGACUGACCUCUCCAGUAUCAUGAGGUUCUGUUUCAAUCAAACGACUCGUGUCUUCUAAUCGAUACAAAGUAUGGCUGAAACUACCGCAACAGCCACCGUCAUCAGCAGUAGAACCGCCAUCGCCACCGGCACCGGCACCAGUUACACUGUUCCUAAGCUCGAACCAUCACCCUCCGCCUCCAUGGCUACAACUAUUGAGGAUGUAGACGAAGAUAUGUUUCUAUCAAAGUCCGAGUUAUUAGCUCGUGAAGAAGUACUUAAACGACGAUCUCGAAAACUGAAGCAGAUAGCUAGGGUUUACAAGGAUCAUUACUGGUGUAUGAUGGAAGAACUGAAAUUGAAGUACAGAGAAUAUUAUUGGGAGUAUGGGAAGAGUCCGUAUCAGGAUGAUGGAUCAGUAACUGAAAUCGAUGCGGAAAAGAAUGGCGAUGAUGAGUUAGGGUUAGAGUUUAGUAGCGAUUUAAGUCGGUGUGCUGUUCAUGGAUGUAAAUCAAAAGCCAUGGCGCUAACCAAGUUUUGUCAUGCUCAUAUAUUGUCCGAUUCUAAACAGAAACUCUACAUGGGUUGCAAUUACGUGAUCAAAAGCUCACAAGCAGGACCUAUACUUUGUGGGAGACCAAUUCUUAAAUCCACAGUUCCUUCUCUAUGUGCAACUCAUUUCCAAAAGGCAGAAAAACAUGUUGCAAGGGCUUUAAAGAAAGCAGGGCUAAAUGUAACCUCUACUAGUAAAGUUGCUCCAAAAUUUCAUGUUAUUAUUGCAGAAUAUGUUCGUCUAAUUCAAAGUAAAAGAAGAAUUGCUCAUAAAGCAGAAUUAGAGAAUCUUGAUGUAAAAGAAGAAGAUAUCAGCAUUUAAAAUUGUUGUAAUGUGAAUUCAAGUGUAAUUUUCAAAUUGUAUUCUACCUCUUUUCCUCUU